This is a messenger RNA of Protopterus annectens (West African lungfish), 879 nucleotides long. RefSeq names its product CRK proto-oncogene, adaptor protein (gene CRK). Gene Ontology annotation, molecular function: protein binding. The record is from RefSeq and is a predicted model, not a curated record. NCBI's taxonomy places the organism in Eukaryota, Metazoa, Chordata, Ceratodontiformes, Protopteridae.
GUUUGAGUUUGUUCUGAAGUUAUGGUGGGGUUUACUAUUUUUUUUUAUUGUGAGUAACGGGUAGUAAGUUUUUGCUUGCUGCUCGAUUUUCAACACGUUUAACUAGAUCAUCGUGUCUCAUUUAGGUACUGAGAGUGGUGAAUUCGUGGCGGCCAACAGCUUAAUCUGGAUUUUAAUAGAAUUUUGUGAUUCUUGUUUCGUGUUUUUGUAUGAGUUGAAGCUUGAAAAGAAGGGGGAGGGCAGAGGUGAGGGGCCUUGUGAAGCUGCGGCGCGGAGUUGUCAGCAAUGGCCGGCAAUUUCGACUCUGAGGACAGAGGGAGCUGGUAUUGGGGGCGACUGACCCGGCAGGAUGCUGUAAGUUUGUUACAGGGUCAGAGGCAUGGCGUUUUCCUAGUUCGGGACUCAACUACUAUUCCAGGCGAUUAUGUGCUGUCCGUCUCUGAGAAUUCCAAGGUCUCCCACUAUAUUAUCAACAGCAUCAGCAACAACAGGCAAUCGGCGACGGGGUUGAAUCCACCCAGAUUUCGAAUAGGCGAUCAAGAAUUUGACAAUUUACCAGCAUUGCUAGAAUUCUACAAAAUUCAUUACUUGGACACUACAACAUUAAUAGAACCUGUUCCCAAAUCCAGACAGUUUAACCCUGCCGUUGGACCAUUAACAUCACCAGGAGUAAUCUUGAGGCAGGAAGAGGCAGAGUAUGUCAAAGCUCUGUUUGACUUUAAUGGAAAUGAUGAUGAAGAUCUUCCCUUUAAGAAAGGAGAUAUUUUGAAGAUCCUGGAGAAGCCUGAGGACCAGUGGUGGAAUGCUCAGGACAGUGAAGGAAAAAGAGGCAUGAUACCUGUCCCUUAUGUCGAGAAGUACAGGCCUGGCUCUGCUACA